This is a messenger RNA of Trichogramma pretiosum, 2727 nucleotides long. Its product is annotated as metabotropic glutamate receptor-like. Gene Ontology annotation, cellular component: membrane. Bases 1 to 2727 code for a protein of 908 amino acids. Gene Ontology annotation, molecular function: group II metabotropic glutamate receptor activity. NCBI's taxonomy places the organism in Eukaryota, Metazoa, Arthropoda, Insecta, Hymenoptera, Trichogrammatidae. Gene Ontology annotation, biological process: G protein-coupled glutamate receptor signaling pathway; regulation of synaptic transmission, glutamatergic. The record is from RefSeq and is a predicted model, not a curated record. The transcript has 13 exons.
AUGUUAGUUUAUCACCUGACAACUGCGAAUUUUAUCGUCUUCGUACUGUUUAUUUUGAUUGCCGUGGUUGAGAGCGAAAAAUUCAUAAAUAUAUCCGGUGAUAUAGUUCUGGGAGCUUUGUUUCCUGUUCAUGCAAAAGGUGUGAAUGGAGAAGAUUGCGGUAAGAUUCAGAUCGAAGACGGCAUACAACCGUUGGAAGCGAUGCUGUAUACCGUCGAUCGAAUCAAUCGUAAUCCUAACAUUUUACCCGGCGUACGACUCGGAGUCUUGGCUUUCGAUACGUGCGACAAUCCUAAUUACGCCCUCGAACAAACGUUAAAGUUCGUCAAAGGCUUCAUAGCACACGAAAACGAGUUUCACAACAGAAGCGAGUUUCAAUGCGCGGACGGCAGCGUGCCCAAGUUCAUGGGCGGCCAUUUCGACAAAGUGGCCGCGGUCUUGGCAUCGCGUUCCAGUUCCGUCACGUUACAGAUCGCCCCGAUAUUGCGGCUGUUCAUGGUGCCACAGAUUUCGUACAUGGCGACGUCGUCGUCGCUCGGCGACCGAGCCCGUUUCCCGCAUUUCUUUCGUACCGUACCGAGCGACGUGAAUCAAGCCAAGGCGAUGUUGAAAAUACUCAAGCACUUCGAUUGGUCGUACGCGUACCUCGUUUACACCGACACGGAGUACGGCAAACGAGGCAAAGAGGCACUCGAGGCUCUGGCGCACAACUACAACGUUUGCUUCGGGUUUUUGCACUGCAUCGACAAGGACAUCUCCGACGAGCCGAUUUACGACGCGAUCAUUCACAAUAUCACACAAAAAUCGGACAUUCGAGUCGUCGUCAUGUUCGCUGAAAAAGUGGCGACUCUGCGCGUGAUCCGCGCGGCACGGCGCUUGAGCGCCAGCGAGCAGCUGGUCUGGAUCGGCAGCGACAUCUGGUCGUCGGGCAAGAGGGAGCGCGAGCUCAGUCCGGACGAGGAGCACAUCCUCGAGGGCGCGCUCGCCGUUCAGCCGCUCUACACGCACAUGGCCGGCUUCGACGAUUACUUCACGAACCUGACCCUGGAGCACGUCAAGGUGAAUCCGUGGUUCGACGAGUUCUGGACGGAGUAUCACAGGUGUCGCGGAGCCAAUGGAAGCGUCUCGAAUGACGAGGAAUCGCAGCAUUUUCGUGAAGAUCACUGUCGACAAGAUGACUUUAACAUGAAAAUAUCGAGUGAAAUGGGUUAUAAGCAGCGAAAAAAUAUUCAUUUCGUGAGGGAUGCGGUUUAUGCCGUGGCUUUGGCUCUGCACGAUUUACAGAAAGAAAUGUGUCCACAUUAUCAGCGAGGAAUGGUUUGCGAGAUUCUUAGUCAUAUUGACGGGCCUCUACUUUCAUCUUAUCUAGCCAAAGUAUCGUUCAAAGAUGAAGCUGGCAAUAAAUUUAAAUUUGUCAAAGGACGAGAGGGACCGACAAGAUACUCGAUUUUAAACUAUCAAAAGAAACCAGAUGGAUAUCACUGGAUCAUUGUGGGCAAUUAUACUUCUACAUCCGAAGGUGACGAGUUUCACGAUCUUAAACUCGACGAUAGUCUGCUUCGCUUACGCGGCCAAAUGCAAGGCAAAUACGGCAACACAAAAGACCAGUGGCAAUUUCCGACUUCGAGAUGCAUCUCGUCCUGCAGAAGCGAUCAAGUGCGUGAGCGUCUGGACUCUUGUUGCUCGCGUUGCCGCGAUUGCGGCACGCACGAGCGCAAAAAGAACGAAAAUCAGUGCGAAUUGUGCAGCCUGGGUACUCUACCGGCGAAUAAUAAAACAAUUUGCGAGAGAGUCAAUGAAAAAUUUGUCGAUUAUACGCAUCCUUGGGCUGCUUGUGCCGUGACAGUGGCUACAUUCGGAAUAGUAGUAACAAUUGUCGUCUUUGGGAUUUUUUGGUCUAAUCGCAACACACCGAUAAUCAAGGCCUCGGGUCGAGAGUUAUCCUGCCUAAUGCUCUUCGGUAUUUUGGCCUCGUUUCUCAUGACCUUCGCCAUCAUUGCCUGGCCGAACGAGUAUACCUGUGCUCUGACUAGAUUUGGGAUCGGUCUGUGCUACACAAUUUGUUAUGCCGCAUUAGUCACCAAGACCAAUAGAAUUCAUCGAAUUUUUAAUAAUGCGACAAACAGCCCUCAUAAACCAAGAUAUACGAGUCCUAAUUCGCAGCUGACGAUCACUGGAGUCUUGACAGCUGUGGAGAUUCUUAUAAAUGGAGCUUGGCUACUCAGAAUGAAGCCAAAAACGAUUUUCAUUUUUCCUUCGAGAGAGCAGCGACUAAUUAUUUGCGAAGGCUUUAAUGAUUAUUCCUAUAUUGUCGGAUUAGUUUAUCCAUUCUUUUUGAUAGUGAUAUGCACAUACUAUGCCAUCAAAACGAGAAAAUGUCCAGAAGGCUUUAACGAGACUCGGCGCAUAGCUUUCACUAAUUACACGACUUUGGUUUUGUGGCUAGCCUUUGUGCCUCUUUAUUUGGCAUCGGCUGACAAUGCCAUACGCGUUGUAACUCUAGCCCUUUCAUUGUCCCUCAGUGCUUUUGUGCAAUUAACGUGUUUGUUUCUGCCGAAAAUCUAUAUAGUCAUCAUAAAGCCGGAAAAGAACACCAGAGAAUUGGUAAUGACUCGUCACAGAAGUUCCAACUUCAUCCCAUCGCCGGGACGGCCGACUGUGGUACUCAAUGGCAAUCCUCACGGGGUCACUACUUCGUCUGCUAGAGAAUCUUCAACAAUUGAGUAA